GCACGCGGCCUCUUUAAAUGGCCACUAAGGCUUCGCCGGGCACUCUGCGGACAGAGCAGCAGGCAGCCGGACGGACGGCCGCGCGGGUCGGGGUGCAAAUCGCGAGGCAGGCCCAGCGGGUGACGGCAGUGACCCACGAGGUGACCAUGAGGGACGUCCUGUUUAAAUGCUGUUUUGUCCCUCGUCCUCCUCCAGGAGAAGAGGAGCACGGGGGAGACAUGGCGGCCCACCACAAGAAGUUCCUCAUCUUCUUCGACUUUGACGAGACCAUCAUAAACGAGAACAGCGAUGACUCGGUGGUUCGGGCAGCGCCCGGCCAGAAGCUGCCCGCCUGGCUGCGUGACACCUACCGGGAGGGCCACUACAACGAGUACAUGGGGCGCGUGCUGAGCUACAUGGGUGACCAGGGUGUCCGUGAGGAGGACUUGCGGACCGUCGUCGAAAAGAUCCCCGUCUCCCCGGGGGUGCCCAGCAUCUUCAGCCUCCUCAGGGCCCACCAGGACCUCUUUGAGGUGGUCCUCAUCUCUGACGCCAACAUGUAUGUCAUCGAGACUUGGCUGCAGGCGGCCGGCCUUCGUCAGCUCUUCCGCUGCAUCCUGACCAAUCCGGCCGGCUUCGACGCACGCGGGUACCUGGUCCUCAAGCCAUACCACACGCACGCGUGCCAGAGGUGCCCAGCCAACAUGUGCAAGCAGAAGAUCAUCAGCGAAUACCUGAGGCAGCGCCAGGAGGAGCGCGCCGGCCGGCCCUUUGACAGGCUCUUCUAUGUGGGCGACGGUGCCAACGAUUUCUGCCCGUCUGUCAUUUUUGGGCCCUCUGACACCGUCUUCCCCCGCCACGACUACCCGAUGCACAAGCUGAUCAAGGAGACACAGCAGAGCCAGCCGGGCAGCUUCAAGGCCACUGUGGUGCCCUGGCAGAGUGGCGAGGUGAUCACCACCUACUUGAAGACGUUCCUGGACAGGUAGCUCCUCCCCUACUCCACCUAAAGUCCGCCCUCCAAUAGGCCCCGCCCCUCAAAUUGUUCACCUUUCCUCAGGUUCAAGCUCCUCCCACCACCACCACCACCACCACCCCCAUGUUCCUUGAAUGACCCCCUUGUGACGCAAGGAGGCUUCUCCAGGGGGCGUCCUCUUUGUCAGAUUCUCAUGACUUCCAAUAAGAAGGUUGGUUUUAGGCACAUGAUGAGUUCAUAUAGUGCCUUUCAUGAUCUACCUGUAGGGGGUGACCUUCUGGGCAUUGUGGGGUAACAUGAGGGGGUCUCAUCCCAGGUGGGGGACACCUGUAAGGAAAAGAGGACCCUGGCCUUAUUUAGCACCUUUCAGCUCUGUGCCGUCUCUGAGGGCUUGGAAUUCACUCAAAGAGGUGGGAUUUGAACCCGUGUGCUGCCCACCCCAACCAAGAGACUCGCAGUGAAAGGUGCUAUAGACAGUAAAGGCUGAAGGUGACACCCCGUUUCGGAUAUUUGUGGGCGGUGAUUAUGAAAGGCACUAUAUAGAGUGUGCAUGGGUUGAUGAUGGCGCUCUCUGAGAAAGGCGCUAUAUGCAAUACAAACUGAUCUGUUACUGUGUCUCUGAUGGUGCUAAUGCUGAAAGACGCUAUAAAAACACAAAGACUGACUGACAUGCAAUAUGGCUGGUGAUUGGGCUGCCUGUGGGAGGCGAUAUCUUCAAUAAAGGCUCUUCGAUUGUUAA
Messenger RNA from Polypterus senegalus (gray bichir), 1694 nucleotides. RefSeq names its product phosphoethanolamine/phosphocholine phosphatase 1 (gene phospho1). Bases 18 to 968 code for a protein of 316 amino acids. NCBI's taxonomy places the organism in Eukaryota, Metazoa, Chordata, Cladistia, Polypteriformes, Polypteridae. The record is from RefSeq and is a predicted model, not a curated record. Gene Ontology annotation, molecular function: phosphatase activity. The transcript is spliced from 2 exons.